Messenger RNA from Pelobates fuscus (common spadefoot toad), 2019 nucleotides. RefSeq names its product myeloid cell surface antigen CD33-like. The record is from RefSeq and is a predicted model, not a curated record. Lineage: Eukaryota; Metazoa; Chordata; Amphibia; Anura; Pelobatidae. Bases 244 to 1641 code for a protein of 465 amino acids. The transcript is spliced from 9 exons.
CUCCUUUUAAAACAUAUUUCAAAAUAUUAUUGCUGAAUAGGGAAGGUAGAGUGAUGGGUCAUAAGAUGAGCAAUAACUGUUGGCACAGGAGGAAAAAGAUUGCAGAGAGAAUAUAAGAAAAAGCAAAUGUUUCUGUAGAUGAUAUAAGGCAGAGUCGAACUGAAAAAGAAUGAUUAAACUACAACAAGAGUCUACAACGUGUGCAGACCUUCUGUGAGUACACCACUACUGACAUUCAGCAACAUGAUGAGGUUUGGAACAUACACUUUUCAACACAAUUUUCAACAUCUUGCCUUGAUCUUCCUUCUGUCAUUACUAUGGAAGGAUAAUAGAUGUCAGAAGACGCCAAUUUACGGUAUCAAGGCCCCAAUAGAGGUCAUUGCACAGAGGGGAUUUUGUGUCGAUGUCCCAUGUACCUUUACGGUACCUGGAAAUAAUCUUUCUAAAAAUGCUCGGGGAAUCAUAUAUAAAGGAACCUUACUUCAGUUAAAUACAGUAGCUUCAAAGACUGGUAGUGGGCCUAGUAUCGGAGGGAAGGUCCAGCUGAUCGGGGAUGUGAUAACAGGAGAUUGCACCUUCAGGAUCACUGAUGUACAAGACAGUGAUGAGUCUCAGUAUCGAUUCAGAAUAGAAGAUGGACUAACUCUGUAUACCUAUCUGGAAAUUCAGCCUUAUGUUAAGGUGACAGAUAUGACAUGUAAGUCACAACCAUCGUACAAUUUAAACGUGCCAAGCCGUGUUGUUGUGCAGAGGGGUCUCUGUGCCUUUAUCCCUUGCACCUUCACCAUCCCUGCAGAUAAAACUCUAUCUCCAAAUGCUCAAGGUAUGUGGUAUAAAGAGAACAAGGUUACUAACAGUAACCCUGUGGCUUCUAAAACUGGUUCUGUGGCUAACAUUGGAGGAAGGAUCCUCCUUACUGGGGAUGUGAGUAAAGGAGACUGUUCCUUCAGCAUCAAUGAUGUCCAAGAGACAGAUGAGUCACCAUAUCGAUUCAGAAUAGAAGAUGGAUCUCUUAAGUUUAAUUACAUGGAUAUUUUGCCCUAUGUGAAGGUGACAGAGCUUACAGAAAAACCUCUUAUCUUUCCAAAAAUACAUCUGCUGGUAGACCAAGAGGCAACAUUGACCUGUAUGAGUCCAGCAAGGUGCACAGGGUCUCCCCCAUCAAUCACAUGGAAUGGAUCAGAAGAAUUAAAUAGUGGUAAAACUCGGAAUUACAGGGUAGAUUAUGAAGAUGGUAAUUGGACUUACAUCUCAUACAUCACAUUUACUCCAUCUAAGAAAAGUAACACGUCUUCAUUAACCUGUACUGUAAGUUACAGAGAUAGCAAUGCGACCACCAGUGCAGACAUCAUACUAAAAGUGGAACAUGUCCCAGAAGAUCAUAAUAUCGUCAGUGACAAUUCACGUGUCGACAGAGUGGUGGACACCAAAAUCAUCAUUGGAAUUGUAGCUGGGAACAUUUUUAUAUUAAUCCUGAUGGGCGUGGGAAUAUUCUGGUAUAUCAGAAAUAACAAUGAGAACAAAGUGAAAGGAAUUGGAAAUAGCAGCACUGAGCAGAAGACUGAAGUGACAGAAUCAGAUUACCAGAAUCUGAAAUUUGAGAACCAAGACAUCUAUCACGUGAUGAAUGCACAGAAGUGAGGUUGAAAUUGUAUCGAAUGGUCAACAUUCAUGGAUUAAGAGCUCAUGGUUUGGGGGCGGAGACUUACCUUCAAGCUAAGCAGAUGUGCAGUGCCUGGGUAUAAGUAUUAUAAAAGUUAACUGCAAAAGAAGACCAUGAGCUCUUUUUCUUUUUUUAUUCUUCAUUUUAAUAUGCAUGCAAAUAACAAAAGCAUAAGUAAGGUUUUUUUUGGGUAGAAUUUGGGGAAUUAAACCUAGCAACCGCUCUUACAAAUUGCCCACAACACACGUUUCAAGUCAGGGUCUCCUGGUCUCCUCGGGACUACAACCCAGUGUUGUGCCUUUACCACUUUGUAAGAGCAGAUUCCAAACCGCUCUCUGAUAUCCUGAGAUGGUGUC